This is a messenger RNA of Drosophila elegans, 1596 nucleotides long. RefSeq names its product alaserpin. Bases 123 to 1508 code for a protein of 461 amino acids. The record is from RefSeq and is a predicted model, not a curated record. Lineage: Eukaryota; Metazoa; Arthropoda; Insecta; Diptera; Drosophilidae. The transcript is spliced from 3 exons. Gene Ontology annotation, molecular function: serine-type endopeptidase inhibitor activity.
GGUUUCGCAACGAUCAGUUUUGUAGCGCAGCUGAAAACGAGCUGAUCGGCGGAUCGGCGGAUCGAAAGAAUAUAUAUUCAUUUAAAUCGGUUUUCAGCCAGCAAUCAUAGCAGAUAAGAGAAAUGGCGAGCAAAACCACGAUCCUGCUUCUUCUAUUAAUGGUUGCCCAGACCUUAGCGCAACAGAACAAUGCCUGGCAGCAUAGUAGCUAUGGUCCACGAUCAGAACUGGGCACCCGUUCUCUGGCCACCGCCAGGAGAUCUCAGAACAACCAACAGGCCCUGGAGGACGUGGAGGAGGUGGACCUCCGGAGACGCGAGCCCACCACCCCGCCGCCCACUCGGCCGCCGCCCACCUUCAGCUACAUGGACCGCUUCACCGGCAAGCUCUUCCACAAGAUCGUGCGGCCGCUGCAGCUGCGCAACGUCGUCUUAUCGCCCUUCUCCCUGCAUGCCCUGCUGGGCAUGAUCUACGGCGCAUCGGAGGGCAAGACGUUCCGCGAGCUGCAGGAGGUCGGCGAGUUCGGCGAGAGCGCCAGCGCCGUGGCCCUGGACUUCGAGCGAGUGAUCAAGUUCAAGGAGUCGCUGGGCGCGGCCGACCUGACCCUGGCCACCAGGGUCUUCUACAACCAGCGGCUGGGGGGCAUCAACCACAGCUACGACGAUUUCGCUAAGUUCUACUUCGACGCCGGCACCGAGCCCGUGGACAUGGACCGCGGCAAGGAGACAAGAGACAAGAUCAACGCCUGGGUGGCAGACAGUACACGCAACAAGAUCCGCGACUUGGUCGCGACCGACGACAUCAACGGCCAGAUGCAGGCCCUGCUGGUGAACGCCGUGCACUUCAAGGGCCGCUGGGAGCACGAGUUCUCCAUCAUGGACACGCAGCCCGCCGAGUUCCAUCACACCGGCGGCCGGACCUCCCAGGUGGCCAUGAUGUACAACGACGACGUGUACGGCCUGGCCGACCUGCCCGAGCUGGAGGCCACCGCCCUGGAGCUGGCCUACAAGGACAGCGGCACCAGCAUGCUGAUCCUGCUGCCCAACCUGCGCAACGGACUGCCCAGCCUCGAGCAACAACUGUCGCGGCCAGAGUUCGACCUCAACCGGGUGGCCCAUCGGCUGCGCCGGCAGUCCGUCGCUGUGCGUCUGCCCAAGUUCCGGAUCGAGUUCGAGCGGGACAUGACCGAGCCGCUCAAGGAGCUGGGCCUGAUGCAGAUGUUCACGCCCAGCUCGCAGGUGACCAAGCUGCUCGACCAGCCGGUGCGCGUGGAGAAGAUCCUGCAGAAGGCCUACAUCGACGUGGGCGAGGCGGGCACCGAGGCCUCGGCGGCUUCCUAUGCCAAGUUCGUGCCCCUGUCGCUGCCCAUCAAGUCCAAGGAGUUUAUCGCCGACCGGCCCUUCGUCUUUGCCAUCCGCGCGCAUAACACAGUGCUCUUCGUGGGUCACGUGGAGGAUCCCACGCCGAUGAACGCCAGAAACGAACCAAAAAGCGAUGUGUACAAUUAGUAAUUGAUGGCUUUGUUUCCGAACAUAGCCUGACGUCGAUGCAUUUGUAAGAAAACCACAAUAAAGUAUAACAUGUAUUUAUGGAAAA